CCUCCUCCGGCCCGCCCCGCUUCCCCCCCCCCUCCCCUUCCCCUCCUCCUCCUCCUCCUCCUCCCGCCGGCGCCGGAGCCGCCACGCCGCCGCCAUGGAGCUCAUCACCAUCCUAGAGAAGACGGUCUCGCCGGACUGCUCGGAGCUCGAGGCGGCACAGAAGUUCCUGGAGCAGGCGGCCAUCGAGAACCUGCCCACCUUCCUGGUGGAACUGUCCAAAGUGCUGGCCAACCCCGGCAACAGCCAGGUGGCACGCGUGGCCGCGGGGCUGCAGAUCAAGAACUCGCUGACCUCCAAGGACCCCGACAUCAAGGCGCAGUACCAGCAGAGAUGGCUGGCCAUCGACGCCAACGCCCGCAGGGAGGUCAAGAACUUCGUGCUGCAGACGCUGGGCACAGAGACGUACCGGCCCAGCUCGGCGUCGCAGUGCGUGGCCGGCAUCGCGUGCGCCGAGAUCCCCAUGAACCAGUGGCCAGAGCUGAUCCCGCAGCUGGUGGCCAACGUCACCAACCAGCACAGCACCGAGCACAUGAAGGAGUCCACGCUCGAGGCCAUCGGCUACAUCUGCCAGGACAUCGAUCCAGAGCAGCUCCAGGACAAAUCCAAUGAGAUCCUGACUGCCAUAAUCCAGGGAAUGAGAAAGGAGGAGCCCAGCAACAAUGUGAAGCUUGCAGCUACCAACGCACUCCUGAACUCUUUGGAAUUCACCAAAGCAAACUUUGACAAAGAGUCCGAAAGGCACUUUAUUAUGCAAGUAGUCUGUGAAGCCACACAGUGUCCAGACACAAGGGUACGAGUGGCUGCCUUACAGAACCUGGUCAAGAUAAUGUCCCUUUAUUAUCAAUAUAUGGAGACCUACAUGGGGCCUGCCCUCUUUGCUAUCACGAUUGAGGCGAUGAAAAGCGACAUAGACGAGGUGGCUCUGCAGGGCAUCGAGUUCUGGUCCAACGUGUGCGACGAGGAGAUGGACCUGGCCAUCGAGGCCUCCGAGGCAGCAGAACAAGGACGGCCCCCAGAGCACACCAGCAAGUUCUAUGCCAAGGGGGCACUGCAAUAUUUGGUCCCUAUUCUAACCCAGACCUUAACAAAACAGGACGAGAACGACGACGACGACGACUGGAACCCCUGCAAGGCGGCAGGGGUGUGCCUGAUGCUGCUGGCCACGUGCUGCGAGGACGACAUCGUCCCCCACGUGCUGCCCUUCAUCAAGGAGCACAUCAAGAACCCCGACUGGCGGUACCGCGACGCCGCCGUCAUGGCCUUCGGCUGCAUCCUGGAGGGGCCCGAGCCCAACCAGCUCAAACCCUUAGUCAUACAGGCCAUGCCAACGUUGAUAGAGCUGAUGAAGGAUCCCAGCGUGGUGGUCAGGGACACGACAGCCUGGACCGUGGGCAGGAUCUGCGAGAUGCUGCCCGAGGCCGCCAUCAACGACAUCUACCUGGCCCCGCUGCUGCAGUGCCUGAUGGAGGGGCUGAGCGCCGAGCCCAGGGUGGCCACCAACGUCUGCUGGGCCUUCUCCAGCCUUGCUGAAGCUGCCUAUGAAGCUGCAGAUGUGGCUGAUGAUCAGGAAGAGCCAGCAACCUACUGCUUAUCCUCCUCCUUUGAGCUGAUAGUGCAGAAACUGCUGGAGACUGCAGACAGACCUGAUGGACACCAGAAUAACUUGAGGAGUUCUGCCUAUGAAUCCCUGAUGGAAAUAGUGAAAAACAGUGCCAAGGACUGUUAUCCUGCUGUCCAAAAAACCACGCUGGUCAUCAUGGAGAGGCUCCAGCAAGUGCUGCAGAUGGAGUCUCACAUCCAGAGCACCUCUGACAGAAUCCAGUUCAACGACCUCCAGUCUCUUCUCUGUGCUACUCUCCAGAACGUGCUGCGGAAGGUGCAGCACCAGGACGCGCUGCAGAUCUCGGACGUGGUGAUGGCGUCGCUGCUCAGAAUGUUCCAGAGCACGGCCGGCUCCGGGGGGGUGCAGGAGGACGCCCUGAUGGCCGUCAGCACCCUGGUGGAAGUCCUGGGUGGAGAAUUCCUGAAGUACAUGGAUGCCUUCAAACCUUUCCUUGGGAUUGGGCUGAAAAACUACGCCGAGUACCAGGUCUGCCUGUCGGCAGUGGGGCUGGUGGGGGACCUGUGCCGGGCCCUGCAGUCCAACAUCCUCCCCUUCUGCGACGAGGUGAUGCAGCUGCUCCUGGAGAACCUGGGGAACGAGAACGUGCACAGGUCGGUGAAGCCGCAGAUCCUCUCGGUGUUCGGGGACAUCGCCCUGGCCAUCGGCGGCGAGUUCAAGAAGUACCUGGACGUGGUGCUCAACACCCUCCAGCAGGCGUCCCAGGCCCAGGUGGACAAGUCCGACUACGACAUGGUGGAUUACCUGAACGAGCUGCGCGAGGGCUGCCUCGAGGCCUACACGGGCAUCAUCCAGGGCCUCAAGGGAGACCAGGAGAACGUGCACCGUGAGUGGGCUCCCUGUGGGAUCCAUCCUGGAAACCAGCCACCCCUGGGAUCCUGGAUCAGCAUUUUGUGCCACUCACAUGGUUUUUCCCCAAUUCCCUCUGCAUCCAGGGAUUUGUGUACAGCUUUUGGGAAGGAUGUCCUGAAAUUAGUAGAAGCCAGACCCAUGAUCCACGAGCUGCUAACGGAAGGGAGGAGAUCCAAGACGAACAAAACGAAAACCCUCGCGACCUGGGCCACGAAAGAGCUGAGGAAACUCAAGAACCAAGCUUGAUCUGUUACCAUUGGGACGACACCUGAGGACCCCCACUGGAUAAAAAACCAACAACAACACCAAGAAACAAAAGGAAAAAUCUCCAAUCUCCUAGAAAACCCCCCAAAAACCCCGGGAGUGAGGACGUGUGCGGAAUGUUUGGGAAUGAGAGGAUGCUGAGGAUGAGUGAGUGAGGCUCGGAACAAGAAUCCCAACCUUUGGUGACCCCCGGCAUCCAGGAGGGAAUUCUGUGCCCCAAAAAUUCCACACAACAACAAAAAAAAAGGGGAAAAAAAGCAAAAUUCCCGCCAGCCCAAGAGCGGCUGAGCUCGGAGGAGAAAAUGAGGGAAAAACGGGGAAAAUUGGGAUUGAAGUGGUGCUCUGUGAGGUUUUGGCUGCUGGAGAGAGAGAGAGAAAGGUGGAAAAUUGGGAAUUGAUUUCCCAGGGAUUUGGGAAUCUCCGGGAUUGAGGCAAAUCCCAGAGGAGAGAGAAGGAGUUCAGGAGGAGUGAGUGUGUGUGAGUGAGGUCAUAUCCACAUUCUCAACUUCCCAAAAA
Molecule: messenger RNA, 3253 nt
Organism: Zonotrichia leucophrys gambelii
Lineage: Eukaryota; Metazoa; Chordata; Aves; Passeriformes; Passerellidae
Gene: KPNB1
Product: karyopherin subunit beta 1
Exons: 21
Coding region: 95-2719 (874 amino acids)
Biological process (GO): protein import into nucleus
Cellular component (GO): cytoplasm; nucleus
Molecular function (GO): small GTPase binding; nuclear import signal receptor activity
Source: RefSeq, a predicted model, not a curated record